AAAGCUUCCCAUUUCCCACCCACACCUCCUCGUUACCACUUCUAGUCGCUAUAAAUUGGCAUCCUCCCCAUUUGAUCCUUUCGCUCAUGUUCUAAUUUCCAUCAGAAAUUAAACCACCAAACCAUAUCUACAUUUUUUGCAAUGUCUACGGUGGUGUGUCAACAAGGUGUGCAUUCUUGCAUCGAGUCCCCGCUUGUUUUAGAGGCAACAACCAUGAGACUCAAACUAAUGGCACCAAAGUGUUGCAAAGAAGUCAUUAGACAUAACGAUUAUGGUUCUUGGAGUUUCCUUCAGUCUCUUUCCUCCCAAAAACCCAUUGAAAAAGAAAGCUCUUAUGUCCAUCCUUGGGUCAACCAAUCUUCACACUCAAAGCUCAGUCAGAAAAGCCUUGCACUCUGCACAGAAAGCUUAGGAAAUGAGAGCGGGAGUGACACUAGCGAAGGGAGCGUUGCCUUGUUUUCAGAGUCCAACAGAUUGGACACAAGGAGCCAAGAAAAAAUUGCUCCUAAGGAGAAAAUUAGGGUUUUGGUUCCUCAAAUGGGAUCAAAGAAAGUUGUUUCUCGUAGCUUUCCACCCCCUUUGACUACAAUACGUAGUUCGAGUUUGUUUCAUGUCAGUCAUCACCGGGAAGGUGGAAGGCUAAUCAUCCAAGCAGUGGAGGCACCAUACAAGAAUAGCUGUUUUCAAGCUGAAAGAAGCCAUGGACGUCUGCGGUUGAUAUGCACGAAGAGUAUGUCAAGAUGAUAGAUCUUUGCAUACAAAUCAAGAAACCAUUCAAGCGAUGUACGAUAUACUAACAGAAAUAUUGGAUACGACUAUGCCCAUCGAUGAUGAUGAUACAAUUGAUGUUGUGAUGGAACCUAAAAGCAAAGAAAAACAUAUUGUGCCAAUUAGGUGAACGGAAGAUGGCAUGGAUAGAAAGGACUUACAUGUAAUUGAGAACCUUUUUGGUUGGUUACCUUUUGAAGCUUUUUUUAAUGUCUAACCUUUUUUCUUGGGUAGUGAUUUUUUUUUAUCAAAGCAAAUGUCAUCAAAUCUGAAAGAAUAUGUAAGUUUAACUACAUGAUGAGAUUGAGUUCUAUAUAUCAUUUCUUAUGUCACUUCUAUUUCUG
This is a messenger RNA of Lactuca sativa (garden lettuce), 1112 nucleotides long. Its product is annotated as protein FANTASTIC FOUR 2. The record is from RefSeq and is a predicted model, not a curated record. Lineage: Eukaryota; Viridiplantae; Streptophyta; Magnoliopsida; Asterales; Asteraceae.